This is a messenger RNA of Dermochelys coriacea (leatherback sea turtle), 687 nucleotides long. RefSeq names its product 40S ribosomal protein S5-like. NCBI's taxonomy places the organism in Eukaryota, Metazoa, Chordata, Testudines, Dermochelyidae. The coding region runs from base 43 to 633 and encodes 196 amino acids. Gene Ontology annotation, biological process: translation; ribosomal small subunit assembly. The record is from RefSeq and is a predicted model, not a curated record. Gene Ontology annotation, cellular component: cytosolic small ribosomal subunit; ribosome. Gene Ontology annotation, molecular function: structural constituent of ribosome; rRNA binding; mRNA binding. The transcript has a single exon.
CACCUCCCCAAGAGGCAGUAUGCCACUGGAGCUGCCGCCAUAAUGACUGAAUGGGAGACUGUGCCCGCUGUGGCGGAGAUCCCCGACAUCAAGCUCUUCGGGAAAUGGAGCACGGAUGAUGUUCAGAUCAAGGACAUCUCCCUUCAGGACUACAUAGCGGUGAAGGAGAAGUAUGCCAAGUACCUGCCCCACAGCACCGGGUGCUACGCAGCCAAGCGCUUCUGCAAGGCCCAGUGCCCCAUCAUGGAGUGCCUCACCAACUCCAUGAUGAUGCACGGCCGCAACAACGGCAAGAAGCUCAUGACCGUGCGCAUCAUCAAGCAUGCCUUUGAGAUCAUCCACCUGCUCACUGGGGAGAACCCCCUGCAGGUCCUGGUCAACAACAUCAUCAACAAUGGGCCCAGGGUGGACUCGACCCGCAUCGGCUGUGCCGGCACUGUCCAGAGACAGGCUGUGGAUGUGUCCCCGCUGUGCCAUGUCAACCAAGCCAUCUGGCUGCUGUGCACUGGGGCCUGCGAGGCCGCCUUCCACAACAUCAAGACCAUCGCUGAGUGCCUGGCCAACAAACUCAUCAACGCUGCCAAGGGCUCCUCCAACUCCUACACUAUCAAGAAGUACAAGCUGGAGCAUUAAAUCAAACCGUUAAAGCCGUGGGAACUGCCCCAAUAAACUCUGUGAUUCCACUCG